GGAGCCCGCCUCUAUGAUGAAGUUCAAGCCGAACCAGAAGCGGACAUAUGACCGGGAGGGCUUCAAGAAGCGGGCGGCGUGCCUGUGCUUCCGGAGCGAGCAGGAGGACGAGGUGCUGCUGGUGAGUAGCAGUCGGUACCCUGACCAGUGGAUUGUCCCCGGAGGCGGAAUGGAACCCGGGGAGGAGCCUGGAGGCGCCGCCGUGAGGGAGGUUUAUGAAGAGGCUGGAGUCAAAGGAAAACUAGGAAGACUCCUGGGCAUAUUUGAGAACCAAGACCGAAAGCACAGAACAUAUGUUUAUGUUCUCACAGUCACAGAGAUAUUAGAAGAUUGGGAAGAUUCUGUUAAUAUAGGAAGGAAGAGAGAAUGGUUCAAAGUAGAAGAUGCCAUCAAAGUUCUCCAGUGUCAUAAACCUGUACAUGCAGAGUAUCUGGAAAAACUAAAGCUGGGUUGUUCCCCAACCAAUGGAAAUUCCACAGUCCCUCCCCUUCCAGACAAUAGCACCUUGUUUGUAACUGCUGCACAGACCUCCGGGUUGCCAUCCAGUGUAAGAUAGAGAGAACCUGGGGACCUCUUCUCACCCUGGGCAGUCUCAUGGGAAGAGAGGCUUUAUUUUCCUUGGCAAACAUCUGAAUGACGCUUGCAAACUGUCUGAAUUUGCCAUGCAAGGUUUUCAUACAAUUUGCAUGUUUUCAGAUGCUUUCAAAUCUUCUUUUAUAUAUUAAAAAAAAGUGUAAAAUAUUUUAAUAAGCCAAAGCCAUGUGAAUUUUUUCCCCCUUUCUUUUUAAGAUGCCUUAACUGUGCCCCCUCACCCAUGUGUUAUUUUGGUUGGUUUUUUUUCCACAGUAUUUUUUUUUCCACAAUUUUUGUCCAUUUGGCAUCAGUCUGUGCUUUGUCAGACCAGCUUACUAGUGGGUAUAUUCCCCCACACUUCCCAAAUUGCUUUCUCAUUCACAGAAUUAACAAAUAUUCAAUAUUUGUUAUUUGAUGAGAAUAGUAAAAAAAAAAUAUAUUAGUAUUAAAUUUUAUAUCCAU
This is a messenger RNA of Elephantulus edwardii (Cape elephant shrew), 1035 nucleotides long. It is a transcript of the gene NUDT4, whose product is annotated as nudix (nucleoside diphosphate linked moiety X)-type motif 4. The transcript has 5 exons. The record is from RefSeq and is a predicted model, not a curated record. Lineage: Eukaryota; Metazoa; Chordata; Mammalia; Macroscelidea; Macroscelididae. Gene Ontology annotation, molecular function: diphosphoinositol-polyphosphate diphosphatase activity; endopolyphosphatase activity; bis(5'-adenosyl)-hexaphosphatase activity. Bases 14 to 556 code for a protein of 180 amino acids. Gene Ontology annotation, biological process: diphosphoinositol polyphosphate metabolic process; diadenosine pentaphosphate catabolic process; adenosine 5'-(hexahydrogen pentaphosphate) catabolic process. Gene Ontology annotation, cellular component: cytoplasm; nucleus.